UUGAUUUUUUAAAAUUUUUUUGUUAUAGAAUAUUUUUAAAAUAAAAUGCUUGUAAGGAAACACAUGAAGAUAUUUGAAUUAUUGUUAUUUAUGAUUUUAAUAGAAAUAAUUUCCUCUGAAGAUGAAGUUCCACCAAAAGAAUGCUAUGAAAAUAAAGAGAUUCAGGAUGUAACACGACUUUUUUCAAAGCAAGAUAUUCCAACUUCUAGUGCUAGUGAUAUUAAUUUAGAAAUGGGCUGGUACCGAAUAAUGGGUGAUGCUGGAAAUAGUUUGAAACAAGGUUUUGAUAAAUUUUUAGCAACAGGAAGCUCACCACCAAAUUUUUGUGGCACUGAGUUAGCAGGCACAUUGAUGGAGGAGCACCCUACAAAAGAGGAAGGAAUCGUAGAAAUGACAGUAUGUUUUAGAGCAAGAUAUUGUUUUUUUAGUAACAUACAAUUUUGUUUAUGCCAAGGAAAGCAAAUAAUAUAUGUGCGUAAUUGUGGAAAGCAUUUUGUGUAUUGGUUAUUUCCAACGGGUGAAAAAAUGAGAUAUUGUACUGGAAGUAUGGGAAUGAUGGGUGCACCAAUAAAAUCAGGCAAAUCUACAGCUGUGGAGUGCACAGAGUAUAAGUUAGAAGAAUCCUCUUCUCGCAUAUGGGAUAAAGUUUCAGAUGUUGUUUGUGAUACCGAGGUUGGUUGGGUAAGAUUUAGUGCUGAAUCUGGAGCAGAGAUUGCAUCUAAAUGCACAAAGAACACCAAUCCUAUAACACGAUUUGGGCAAUCAUGUGGAGCAGAAUUUCGUGGUUGGAUUAUGGAUCGACAUCCUUCAUUAGAAGAAGGACGUGUGCAACGAAGAGUAUGUUUUUCAUAUGCAGACCAGUGCUCUUGUGAAUUCUUUUCAAAUAUUUAUGUUAGAAAUUGUGGUGGUUUUUAUGUUUAUCGCUUUAAUAAAGUGCCUAUAUGUAAUGCAAGAUAUUGUGGUGCUCCUUCUAAUUCACUUUCAAAUGUUAAUGAUCCAUCUAAGCCAGUCAUUAUUAAAAGCAAAGAUUUGUGCUCAGUUCGCUACAAUAUAUUACAUGAUCCAGAUCGUUUGUGGUCGUUUACAAGUCCAACUGUUUCUAAAUGUGAUGCACAUUUGUACGGAAAAUAUAGGUUUGGCUCUAAGUAUACACCUUGGACAAUUAUAGAAGGUUGUAACUCUUCAGACUCGGCAAUAGUGACCCAUAGAUGUGGAUCAGAAUACCAAGGUUAUAUGAUAGGAAAACAUCCCACUAGAAAAGGAGAGCUAGUGCAGCGAGUUAUAUGUUUUCAAACACCUAAAAUUGCUUGUCAAUGCCAGCAUACUGUUUCAAUAGAUGUACAAAAUUGUGGGGAUUUUUUUGUAUAUGAUUUUAAAAGUGUUCCAUAUUGCAACUCUAGAUUUUGCAUGGUUGCUAACAAAUCAAAAGCAAUUACAAUUGACGUUGAUCGUCCUCCGUUAUAUGAAAUUCCACCUCAUGGCUACAAUCCUGUUGCCAUAAAACAAGAACAAAAAAAAGAUAACAGUUUGGCAAGCACAACGACAGUAUUAUCGAUAAUUAUAUUCAUUAUUAUUAUUCUACUAAUUCUACUUGUAUUAUUUAUACUUUACAUGAUUUGGCCUGUAUACAAAAGAAGGCGCGAUGAAAAAUUUUACAGUACUGCUGAAGAGCCUAAACCUUCGAGUAGUAAUGGUGUUUUUUUUCGUGAUUCAAAAGAUAAAAAAGAUAAAACCGUAGUUAAUUCAAUACCACCCUUUCCAAAUGAACCUCCUCCACGGAAACCAGUUUCUGAUCAUGAUUCAGAGAUUGAAAUGGUUCGUGGACCAGAUGAUGACUUGCAGACAAUACCGGAAGGAAAGGAGCUGGAUGAUUCUACUGAUGAAUACCACAUGCUAAUGAAGAAAGAAGAUUAUAAGAAGCCAAGUUCUUACAAUAAUUUUGAUACAGAAAUCUAAACUUCUAUAAAUAAUAAAAGACAUCUUUUAUUUCAUCAAAAGACUUUGGUCUGAAUCUUACGUGUAACAACAAAUAUUGUAUACAAACUAAUUUUAUUUUUAUAACAUUGUUGAUAUAAAUGUUUUUUCCUAUAUAUAAGGGAUUUUUUAUUUGGUCUGUAAAUUUGUACAGUGGACUUACCAUUAAAAGAAAUAAACCUUUGUUACUAAA
This is a messenger RNA of Hydra vulgaris (swiftwater hydra), 2167 nucleotides long. RefSeq lists its product as uncharacterized. The record is from RefSeq and is a predicted model, not a curated record. NCBI's taxonomy places the organism in Eukaryota, Metazoa, Cnidaria, Hydrozoa, Anthoathecata, Hydridae.